Molecule: messenger RNA, 1193 nt
Organism: Trichomycterus rosablanca
Lineage: Eukaryota; Metazoa; Chordata; Actinopteri; Siluriformes; Trichomycteridae
Product: Ras-related and estrogen-regulated growth inhibitor-like protein
Exons: 4
Coding region: 35-652 (205 amino acids)
Molecular function (GO): GTP binding; GTPase activity
Source: RefSeq, a predicted model, not a curated record
AGUUAAAUCAAGCUCACAGCAGUGCAGCAAGGCCAUGGAGGGCAACCAGCAUAAAGUGGAAGCGAACGUGCUCUUACUUGGAGCGGAAAACGUCGGGAAAUCAGCGCUCACGGUGCGCUUCGUCACCAGAAGAUUCAUUGGUGAAUAUGGUGACAUUGAAUCAAUCUACAGCCACAUUGACAAAAUCGACGGCCGUGAGAUCUCCUUCAACAUCUGGGACUCUCUGUAUCCACAGAACUGCGAGAGCACAGAGUCCGUGAGCGAAAAGCAGCUUCGAUGGGCCGACGGCAUCGUGCUCGUGUACAGCAUCUGCGACCGCUCCAGCUUUGAGGUGGUCCGGCAGCAGGUAGCGCUCAUCCAGAAGCUGACCUCUUCGGCCUCCGUCUCCCCCGUGCCCAUGGUGUUGGUGGGCAACAAGCGGGACCUGCUGCAUCGGCGCGUCGUCUCCAGCGACGAGGGGCGACUCCUGGCGCUCUCGGCGGACUGCGGCUUCUUCGAGAUCUCGGCGGCCGAGACGUACCACGGCGUGCUGCUCGUUUUCCACGGCCUGCUUGACCUCAUCAAGGAGGCCAGGGGCAUCAAGAAGGGAGCGGCCGGUAUUAAGAGCAUCGUGAGGAGCGUGUCGGCUGUCUUCAGCAAGAAGCGGGGAUAAAGACCUGAUGAUAGGUUAGGUUAUGAGCGAAAGUCCGUCUGCGUAGUCCGCAUGACCUGUGGCCAAAGAUGACACUGUUUUCGUGAUCUGAAAACCCUUGAUCUGAUCUGAGACAAACAGGAGCAGGCGUAGGUGUCAGGUUGAGUUUUUGUAAGUUGAUGGCCAGCGUGAAGGUCCUAGGAGGUAUGUCAGGAGACCCUGAUGUCUUCUUUAGAUGUAUCUUAGCAGGAAGCCCUGGUACAGCCAGUACGUUUCUGAUUAAGGACUGAAGCAGACCGGGUGACCUGGAAUACCUGCUGAUCAGUAGGUACAUCAGAAGAAAAUGUGAAGAUGUGAGUUGCUCUAAGAUGUUUAGAACGACUAGUUUUAUGAGAAAAACAGGGUAAAAUUACUUGUUGUACACUGUCCAGUUUUAUCGCAUGUACUGUUGCUGUCUUGUCUACUUCUGUGCACUGACUUGUAGCCCAGAUGCAAUGUACCAUCGAUUAUAGAAAAUAACAAUCUAAUAUAAACAUUGAGUGUUAAUAAAUGGACAAAAUUU